AUGACUCGUCACUCUUUUCUGCGUACGCUAUGUACGCUUCCCAUUCUGCUCCCGGGAGCUCUCUCCCACAUGCAGAUGGCAGACCCCUCUCCUCUGCGUGAUCCUCAUAGCAACAGGACCGAUGAACCGAAGGAUUACAACAUCCUAACGCCUCUGCACUCCGACGGCAGCGACUUCACGUGCAAGGGGUAUCAAUGGAAUACACCGCUCACUUCGGUGGCUACGUACGAAGCGGGCCAGACGUAUGAGAUGAAGUUGAGGGGUGGAGCUACGCAUGGUGGUGGCUCGUGCCAGAUUUCGUUAUCUUGUGAUAAUGGGAUUCAUUUUAAGGUGUUGAAGAGUAUCAUGGGAGGAUGUCCGAUCGAGGAUACGUACGAGUUCAGGAUUCCGGAGGAUGUGCAGACCGCGAAGUGUCUUUUGGCGUGGACUUGGUUUAAUAAAGUCGGAAACCGAGAGAUGUACAUGAAUUGCGCGGUGGUCGAUAUUUCAGCUGAGGGUACGAGCGCUGCCGCCCAAGCAGCUUUGGCCCACUUGCCAGACCUCUAUGUCGCGAAUCUUGCCGGGAUCAACGACUGCAAGGUCCAAGAGACUACCGACGCGUUCUUUGUUGACCCUGGGCUUGACGUUGCUUAUGGCGACGGCCUGAGU
Messenger RNA from Trematosphaeria pertusa, 648 nucleotides. RefSeq names its product lytic polysaccharide monooxygenase. Lineage: Eukaryota; Fungi; Ascomycota; Dothideomycetes; Pleosporales; Trematosphaeriaceae. The record is from RefSeq and is a predicted model, not a curated record. The transcript has 3 exons. The annotation marks the transcript as partial.